Messenger RNA from Pieris rapae (cabbage white), 1601 nucleotides. Its product is annotated as 2-aminoethanethiol dioxygenase. The transcript has a single exon. Gene Ontology annotation, cellular component: mitochondrion. The coding region runs from base 13 to 882 and encodes 289 amino acids. NCBI's taxonomy places the organism in Eukaryota, Metazoa, Arthropoda, Insecta, Lepidoptera, Pieridae. The record is from RefSeq and is a predicted model, not a curated record. Gene Ontology annotation, molecular function: oxidoreductase activity, acting on single donors with incorporation of molecular oxygen, incorporation of two atoms of oxygen.
CCAAGUUUAAAAAUGUCAUUUAGAGAUAGUUGUGCUUUGAUAACGUGCCGAUUUUUCAGUCGUUUACGAAGUAAAAAUAAAUUAUUGUGCUUUAAUAUCAGCGGGUUUCAUAUGGAAAGUAAACAUGAAGCAAAGUCAGCUAUGGAACUCGUCAACAUACCCCCUAUUAUUACCACAUACCGGCAAGCUUUACGAACUUUCGAUGACAAAUUCAAAAAUGAUUUUGCGACCAACUUGAACAAAUUAAAAUUUCUAGUGGAUAAAUUAAAAGCAGACCACCUUGGCUUCGAUCACAGUUACAACGAUCCUGCUACCUGGAACAGACCAAGCAAAGCCCCAUGUACAUACGUUGAAGUGUUUCAAAACAGUACGGUAAACAUGAGUAUUUUUAUUCUAAAACCGGGAUUUAAAAUGCCUUUGCAUGAUCAUCCACACAUGCAUGGGCUAUUAAAAGUCAUAUCUGGUGCGGUAAGAGUUAAAAGUUUUACAGAAUAUCCUCUUAAAGAAGCAAUAAGUAAAGUAGAUUUUAAGGCUCGCGCAAAACACGAAGCAGCGCGACUUGCCCAAGGCAUACACAAACGUAGAAGAUUAUUUGCAGAGAUUUCUCAAGACCGUAUUUGUAAGGAAGAUUCUGAAUCAUGCAUUCUGACACCAACAGUAUCUAAUUACCAUGAAAUUGAGGCUCUGAACACACCAGCAGCAUUUUUCGAUAUUUUAGCACCACCUUAUGACACAUUUGUGGAAGGGAUUGGUCCAAGAAGAUGUAGAUAUUAUUAUGUUGUUAAUGAGAUAAGUUCAAAUGUUGUAGAGUUACAAGAAACAAGUGUUCCUGAGUGUUUUUAUUGUGAUCAAGCCCCAUAUUUAGGACCUACUCUUGCAUAGUUGAAUUAAGUAAUAUGAAUUUCAUGUGUUACUAACAUGUGCAAAUUAAGUGGUUCUAGUAGGUAAUGGUAUAAGGCCGUUUACAUAAUGAGAUCUAAUUUCAAAGUUACCAAAACAUUAACAUCCUUUAAAACUAGUUCAAAUAAUUUUGUGCCUUUUAUUUAAUUGCACCAACAAUUAUCUUGUCAGUAGCAAGGUUUUGUCUAGUGUAAAUAUAAUAUUAAGGUUACCUCUAUAUAAGAUGGCUAUUCUAGGGCUAUUUUUUAAUGUAAAGGGAAAAAGGAAAAUUGCAUAUUACAGGGUUGAUUUACUUUUAGAUUUUGCAAAUCUUCCAAAGAUUCUUUAUGUCCUUGAGAUAGUCAAUUCUUAUACCCAUGGUUGUAUAUUUUUAGUUAUAUUUUAAAAUGUGAUUGUAUUCACAAACCUUGUAAAAUGUGUACAUAUUCUAAAAUGAAGUAUAAUAAUUUUAAAUUGACAAAAAAUAUCAUUUGUUGUUUUUCUCAAUUCUUGAGAUAAUUAUAAGAUAGGUAUAUAAAUAGGAUUACAUAACAUUCCUUAAUUGGUAUAUUUUUAAAUUUAAUCACAAAAGAACCAGUCAUUCUAUCUGAUCUCUUGUAAAAUUAUGUAUUUAUUUGUAUUGAUAAAGUAUAUAAUGCUGAUGAUUUAAGAAAUAGUUAUAAGAUAUCACUAUUCCCUUCUUGAUGUGUUCUUGUUAAAUA